Messenger RNA from Micropterus dolomieu (smallmouth bass), 1844 nucleotides. RefSeq names its product tripartite motif-containing 13-like. Gene Ontology annotation, molecular function: zinc ion binding. The record is from RefSeq and is a predicted model, not a curated record. The coding region runs from base 533 to 1732 and encodes 399 amino acids. Gene Ontology annotation, biological process: positive regulation of macroautophagy; innate immune response; positive regulation of canonical NF-kappaB signal transduction. The transcript is spliced from 2 exons. NCBI's taxonomy places the organism in Eukaryota, Metazoa, Chordata, Actinopteri, Centrarchiformes, Centrarchidae.
AUGUUACUAUGCGCUUGCAAAAUCUGUCACAGCCCCAUUUCAGUACCUUGCCAACAGGAGCAAAGAUAACGCGUACCCUACUUGUCGAUAAUUUGUCGCAUUGGAUUGGUUAGGCGGCGGUAAUUUAGGGCUCAACUAGCUAACCACUGUUCUGCUAUAUCUGUAAUACAAAGCUAGGAGAAAAUUGUUCGCUGUUUUAGUUUGUAUCUAUUAAGUCAUAAACGAUUUUGACUUAUUUCCAGCCUGGUUUUGCGACGCUGUUUUAAGUUUGUUACAGUAGUUUACAGAAAAACCCCAAAGAACAGGAUGUUACUUAACGGUAGAUGGCCAAACGGAGCCCUUGGCAGAGCCCGUGCCAACCUUUUACGCGGGCACAGCGAUGCAAGUCAGUUUCACUUUCACGAUGGGAAUACUCCACACACAGCUGGAACAUGACUGCAAAAUCUGUAUCCUUUGCGAUGCUACAACAUAUUCGUGUGUAAUGUGUUGCCUGUGCUGCCUCACGGGGCAGCGUACCUGAGUGUGGGACACCAUGGAGCAGCUAGAGGAGGAACUUACUUGCCCAAUCUGCUGCGGUCUCUUCGAGGACCCGCGGGUUUUGCUGUGCUCACACAGCUUUUGCAAGAAAUGCUUGGAGGGACUCUUGGAAGGGAACCGAGGUCCAGCUUUCAGAACACCUUUCAAAUGUCCCACAUGCCGCAAAGAGACCCCUCACAACGGCGCAAACAGUCUGCAGAUCAACUAUUCUCUACGCGGAAUAGUGGAGAAGUACAGCAAAAUAAGGGUUAUGCCUAAGAUGUCUGUUUGUAAACAACACUGCGGCCAACCUCUAAACAUAUUUUGCGCCACAGACUUAAAACUCAUUUGUGGGUUUUGCGCUACAAUAGAUGACCACAAAGGGCAUAAAUUCUGCUCCUUGGAGGAGGCAUAUGAACGAGAGAAGGAGGCGUUUGAAGAGCUGCUUCGCGGGGUGGAGAACUGGCAGAGCGCAGAUAUCCUGUCCUGCCUGGAGACACUACAAGCCAGUAAGAAAAGGGCGCUUCAGUCGGUGACCAAGGAUGCAGAAAAGGUAACCGACUAUUUCGACAAACUCACCAGUUCCAUUGAAUGCAAAAAGAACGAGAUCCUCUCCGAUUUCGAAACACUGAAGCUAGUGGUGAUGCAAGCAUACGACCCGGAGAUCACAAAGCUGAGCGCAGCGAUGGAGGAGCAGAGACGGGCGCUCAGCAUCGCCGAGACUUUCAGGAGCGUCUCCGACCCCCUGUGCUUUCUGCAGCAGAUGCAGGAGUUUCGGGAGAAGUUUAAAGUCCUUAAGGAGACCCCACUGCCUUCUCGGAAAGACAUGGACGUCGGUCCCCUUGUGCGCAAUUUCGAUGUUAAAAAGUGGGACUCACUGCGGCUCAGAGAAGUGGACAAGAUCUCAGUCCCCCACGAGAGUGGCUCCUACCGAGCAGGGGGCUCACGGAUGGCAGCGCCCAGAUGGAUCACCUUAUUUAUGAGUUUGUUACUGGCAACACUGCUCCUGCUGCUGCCGCCGCACAACCUUGCAGCCUACGUGCCCUCGCAGAUUGAACCAUUUCUCCCUACAGUGUCCUCGCACCUUACCCACACCGGUGUGUACCUGCGGGAAAUGACUGACAUGUGCACAAGUUUAAUGGUUGCAGGUCAGGAAUGUGUCAUGAACUUAAUUUACUCUGCUGUCAGUUUUAUUGGCAGUUGUAAAUUGUUUUAAUUACUAGCCUGUGGCAUCUUUGACAUGCACACACAGCUACAAAUUGUUAUCCAAGUAGUGACCUGUGAGGGACAUUAAAGUAGCGGCAGAUAUGUACCUGAAUAUUUGUGAA